CGCCGAGCCGGGCAGGUGCGUUACCGGACGUGGCGCCAGGCAGGGGCGUUACCGGAAGUGGCGCCAGGGAGGUUCCGGAGUGCUCCUCCUCUCCUCUUCCAUCUCCCUGGCAAACGAGGUCGUGGCGGGCCCGGGGCCUCGCGCUGGAUGUGCGACGAUCAUCCCAAGCCGUUCACGCUGGACCCCUCAACCGAUUCUUCUUUUAUUAAAAACAUCUAUUCAUCGGAACCUCUGGAAUAAUCACAUCCGUUCUUUACGCUCCCAGGACUAACGAUAAUGUAUCUCCUCCUCCUUGCGCAUGCCCAGUUAUUGGAGGUGGGAGUCUUCGAGGGUCUUGGGUGUCUUGCACAAUCCUUGAUGUCCUUUUUCCAACUGGAAGUUCUUUUGAAGUCUCCGCGCGCGGCCUGCAAACCAGGUCAUCUCUCCCUCUAACUGGUGUGGUUGACGAACCCAACGAGGCUGUGCUGGCUUCGCGAUUUGAUCUCAACUCGUUUUGUUUGAAGACUUCAGCUCAAACCGUUUGGCACCCGGAGAACGUCCUGGUGUUGGAGCAUUCUGCUGGGGGACAACCAGUGCCCCCACUGAGUUCCAGGACAGAAAGCACCGUGCGUGGCCACACAAAAGCCAAACCAGGUGCAGCAGCAGCGUCGCACCGCCUUCUCACCUCUUUGUGGUGUCGUCUGCAGCAGAAAUGGAUUCACAGGAGAUCAAGGAGCUGCAGGAAGAAGUGAUGGAGGAGCUCGGAAUCUCCAUGGAGGAGCUCCAAGAAAUCAUCAACAAAGAGCUGGAGAAGUUCGAGUGCGUGAAGCAGAGGAAGCAGCAGCUGGAGGAGCUGGAGAAGUGUGUGAAGCAGAAGGAAGAAGAGGUGGCUCGCGUUGACCGUCUCUUUGAUGAUGCUUCGAGAGACAUUGAUAAAUGCGAGCACUUGGUGAUAGAUCUGUACUCCAAGCUGGGCCUGCAGUAUCGGGAGAGCAGUUCCGAGGACGAGGAGUUGGCUGCCAAAGCCACAGAAGUGAUCGAGAUCCCAGACGAGGAUGACGACGAUGUCUUGAGCGUUGAUUUGAGCUGGAAGACCAGUGAUGGCAGUCGCAGAGUUGCAAAGGAUCAGACUCUGCUGCGGGAAGCCAUGGCUGCGAUGAGGAGGUCUGCCCAGGACGUUCAGAAAUUCAUGGAUGCUGUGAACAAGAGAACAAAUGCCCGGGAUGCACAAAGAGAGGCACAGAGCCUUCAGGGAGUUCCUGCCCAGUCCGCUGGCCCUGCAGCUCCUGGGAGUGACCUCAGCAGCGAUGGGGAUCUGAGCGUUGGCAUGAGGAUCCUGGGCAAAAAGAGAAGCAAAACAUGGCACAAAGGGACUCUCAUCGCAAUCCGGACGGUUGGCACUGGGAAGAAGUACAAAGUGAAGUUUGAUAAAGGGAAGAGUUUGCUUUCUGGCAAUCACAUCGCUUAUGACUAUCACCCCUCGCCCGAGAAACACUACGUUGGCAGCAGGGUUGUGGCAAAAUACAAAGACGGGGAUCGGGUCUGGCUGUACGCCGGCAUCGUGGCCGAAACCCCAAACAUCAAGAAUAAAGACAGGUUCCUGAUCUUCUUUGAUGACGGCUAUGCUUCCUAUGUCAAGGAGUGGGAGCUCUACCCAGUCUGCCGGCCACUGCAAAAGACCUGGGAAGACAUCGAUGAUGUCUCCUCUCGUGAUUUCAUCGAGGAGUACAUCACAGCCUACCCCAACCGCCCCAUGGUGCUGCUGAAGACCGGCCAGCUGAUCAAAACGGAGUGGGAAGGGACUUGGUGGAAAUCCAGAGUGGAAGAAGUGGAUGGCAGUCUGGUCAAAAUCCUUUUCCUGGAUGACAAACGCUCCGAGUGGAUUUACCGGGGUUCCACACGCCUCGAGCCCAUGUUCAACAUGAAAACUUCCACAGCUUCCACCCAAGAGAAGAAGCAAAGCGGACAAGCAAGGACUCGUCCCAACGUUGGCGCUGUCAGGAGCAAAGGGCCCGUAGUCCAAUACACGCAAGAUUUAACGGGUGCUGGCACCCAGUACAAGCCUUUAGAGCAAAUGCAGGCGGCCUCGCUGGCAGCGCAGCCCGUUUCUCCGCAGCCUGCUGAGAUGGAGCACUGGCCCCCGGCUGCCUUGUAUCCCUCCACUUGGACUGACCUGCUCGCAGACCUCAGUGACUUACAAGGCACCGAGAACUCGGGAUUUCUGGUUGGUCUGGGUUGUCACGGACCAAACCUAAGCCACGGCCGAGUUGCACACGUGCCUCCUGCCCCGGGCCCAAGUGGGAUGUUCUUGGAGGCGCAGGCCAGUGCCGAAGGAGGCCUGGAUGAAGGAGGAACCCAGCCUCGUGGUGAAGGGAGCAUUUUGGAGAACGCCAGGGCACCUGAGAACGUGCUCUGGGACUUUAAUAACUUUGAAGGGGAGAGAGAUGCUGUCCCCGUUCAUUUUUGUCACCACUGUGGAUUUCCUAUCCGAGUUUAUGGACGCCUGGCCCCCUGCCAGCAUGUCUUCUGCUGCGACUGCGCCGUGCUGCAUGGGCAGAAGGGAAAGAGGAGAUGUCCCAGCUGUAUGGAACCCGUGCAGCAAGUGAAUCUUUACGCUUCCUGCUCCGACAGUCCACUGGCCCAGUCCAGAAAGCAAGUGGCCAAGAAAAGCACUUCCUUCUGUCCCAGCUCUGCGGGCUCUGGGCAGUCGUCACCUCCUUCGCCUGUCCUAAGCGAUCCCUCUCUUGCGGGAAGGACUGGGGCAGCCCAGCAGCAGCGGCUCUCCAGCAGCCAGGCAGGCGGUGCCGCCGUGCAGCCCUUCCACGGGAUGAUGGACCGUGUGCCCAACGAACCUUCGUACCGAGCCCCGCUGGAGAAACUCUUCUACCUACCGCACGUCUGCAGCGACACUUGCCUGUCCCGCGUCCGCCCCAUCCGCAGCGACCAGUACCGCAGCAAGAACCCGCUGCUCAUCCCGUUGCUCUACGACUUCCGACGGAUGACAGCCCGCCGCCGCGUUAACCGCAAGAUGGGCUUCCAUGUCCUCUACAAGACGCCGUGUGGGCUGUGCCUGCGAUCCAUGCAGGAGAUCGAGCGCUACCUCUUUGAGACAGACUGCGAUUUUCUUUUCCUGGAAAUGUUCUGCCUGGACCCGUACGUGUUGGUGGAUCGCAAAUUUCAGCCUUACAAACCCUACUACUACAUCGCAGACAUCACCAAAGGCAGGGAGGAUGUGCCGUUGUCCUGCGUCAAUGAGAUCGACAACACCCCGCCGCCGCAGGUGGCCUACAGAAAGGAACGCGUCCCCGGAAAAGGGGUUUACAUCAAUACCAGCUUAGACUUCCUCGUGGGCUGCGACUGCAAAGACGGCUGCAGAGACAAAUCGAAAUGUGCCUGCCACCAGCUGACGGUGCAAGCGACUGGCUGCACCCCAGGAGGGCAGAUCAACCCCAACGCAGGGUACCAGCACAAAAGGCUGGAAGAAUGCCUCCCAACGGGAGUUUACGAGUGUAACAGAAGGUGCAAGUGCAAUGUGAAUAUGUGCACCAACCGCUUGGUCCAGCAUGGGCUCCAAGUCCGGCUGCAGUUAUUCAAGACACAGAACAAAGGCUGGGGCAUUCGCUGCCUCGAUGACAUUGCUAAAGGCUCUUUCGUCUGCAUCUACGCAGGCAAGAUCCUCACGGAUGACUUUGCUGACAAAGAGGGCUUGGAGAUGGGCGACGAAUAUUUUGCGAACUUGGAUCACAUUGAGAGCGUGGAGAACUUCAAGGAGGGCUACGAGAGCGACGCAAAAUGCUCUUCUGACAGUAGCGGGGUGGACCUCAAGGAUGACGAGGAGGAAAACACGGGCACCGAGGAGCAGGAAGAGUCCAAUGAGGACAGCUCUGAUGACAACUUCUGCAAGGAUGAGGACUUCAGCACCAGCUUGGUCUGGCGCAGCUAUGCCACGCGCCGGCAGACCCGGGGCCAGAAGGAGAAUGGGUUGUCGGAGACAGCUUCCAAGGACUCAGGGCUCACCCGGCAGAUCAGCCAUGAAGAGACGGCGCUGGCCACCUCCUGUAAGCUGCCAGUGUCAGAGGAGACGUCCAAGAACAAAGUGGCCUCGUGGCUGAGCUCCAACAGCAUGUCUGAUGGCUUCCAGGAUAACGACAGCACCUCCUCCUUCAAGAUGAGCGAAGGUAGUGAAGCCAAAGCCAGCAAAACAGAGCUCCCUGGUGAGAAAGGCUCUGCUUCUGCCCCGGGAGACCUGGAUGGAGAUUCGAAGGUGUCAAAGAAAGAUGAACCUGAAGAUUCAACCAAAAUUCCAGGGCUCAGCGAGUUGGGCAGGAUGUACGGCUACAACCCAAGCCCUCCCAAACUGGAUGGGAUCCGGAGGCCAACGAGCAAGACGGCCCUGCUGCAGAGCAGGCGGCAGUCCCUCACGCCGCAGCCCACCACCGACGACGUGCUGACCCUGUCGAGCAGCACGGACAGUGAGGGCGAGAACGGGCAGGCGGCGGGAGGACAGGCCCCGGGCACCACCAACGACAGCGAUGACAUCCAGACCAUCUCCUCAGGCUCUGACGAAGAGGAAGGUGACGACAAGAAAAACUCCUUGUCCGGCUCAGGUGCGGUGAAGAGGCAAGUGGCGGUGAAAUCCACCCGCGGCUUUGCCCUCAAAUCCACUCACGGCAUCGCCAUCAAAUCCACCAACUUGGCAUCGGCCGAGAAGGGCGAGAGCGCGCCCGACCGCAGAACCACCCGCCAGUUCUACGACGGAGAGGAGUCCUGUUACAUCAUCGAUGCCAAACUGGAAGGGAACCUGGGCCGGUACCUCAACCAUAGCUGCAGUCCCAACCUCUUCGUGCAGAACGUUUUUGUGGACACGCAUGAUCUCCGCUUCCCAUGGGUCGCCUUCUUCGCCAGCAAGAGGAUACGCGCCGGCACAGAGCUGACGUGGGAUUACAACUACGAAGUGGGCAGCGUGGAAGGCAAAGAGCUGCUGUGCUGCUGCGGAGCCGUCAAGUGCCGCGGGCGGCUGCUGUGAGCCCGGCCGCGCUCCUGCUGCAGCUCUCGGCCGCAGGACUGGUGCUGACACAGCUUUUGGGGAGGGUAAAGCUCCUUCUCAAGCACCGAUUACGAAGGCAGAGGCUUUGCGUUCUCCCCUUCACUUGAAUUUCUCCUCUUCACUUGAACCCCACAGCGGCAGACGGACGGAACCGCUGCCGGGGGGGGCGAUGCCCAAACUCCCUUCUUGAGGGGGUUUUGCUCUGCCCCAUCCCAGGCGCUGCGGUCACCCCACGAGGGGCCGAUUGCUCCCUCGGUGCCGCUUUCCUGCCGGCACCGCCCUGAGCUGCUGCGACCGCUCUCUCCCACCACACCGAAGCCCCAGAC
Molecule: messenger RNA, 5352 nt
Organism: Cuculus canorus (common cuckoo)
Lineage: Eukaryota; Metazoa; Chordata; Aves; Cuculiformes; Cuculidae
Gene: SETDB1
Product: SET domain bifurcated histone lysine methyltransferase 1
Exons: 25
Coding region: 692-5005 (1437 amino acids)
Biological process (GO): negative regulation of gene expression; heterochromatin organization
Cellular component (GO): nucleus
Molecular function (GO): histone H3K9 methyltransferase activity; DNA binding; protein binding
Source: RefSeq, a predicted model, not a curated record